ACACUAUGGCUCUCAAAGUUGCAUUUUCUCGUGUUGUUUUUCUCCUCUCACUUGUCAGCUUCGCUGUAAUGGCUGCAUCUGAGGAGAAGUGCCAGUACGUUGUGAGAGUUAAGACAGGAGGUAGGAUUAGUGCCGGAACGGACGCCACCAUUAGCCUCCAGUUAAUGUCCCAUUCCAGCAAUAGCUUGACCAUCGCCAACCUCGAAGACUGGGGCGCCAUGGGAUCCAACCACGACUACUUCGAGAGGGGCAACGUGGACGUCUUCAAGGGGACUGGCCGGUGCCUCAAUGUUUGCGCUAUCACCGUCACCUCCAACAACUCAGGGUACAAGUCAGGGUGGUACUUGGAUUACGUGGAAGUCAUCGUGAGCGGCAGCGUAUCUAAGGAGGUAUCGUUCCCGGUGAACCGGUGGCUGGCCGACGACGAAUGGCCCUAUUCCCUCUCUGCCACCGUCGACGCAUGCUCCAGCUUCUAUCCGAUGAAGCCCGCUCUCUCUUCUGUGCUGAGGGAGUAAUUAGUUAAUGUUUGCUAUGUGUCUCGUUCCAAUAAUAAUAUUAAUAAUCAUUACAUCUCUGGGCUUAUUUAUGAGUAUAAGUAGGCCAUGAGGUUGUAAU
This is a messenger RNA of Neltuma alba, 615 nucleotides long. RefSeq names its product PLAT domain-containing protein 3-like. The record is from RefSeq and is a predicted model, not a curated record. Bases 6 to 515 code for a protein of 169 amino acids. Gene Ontology annotation, molecular function: protein binding. Lineage: Eukaryota; Viridiplantae; Streptophyta; Magnoliopsida; Fabales; Fabaceae. The transcript is spliced from 2 exons.